This is a messenger RNA of Zerene cesonia (dogface butterfly), 2081 nucleotides long. RefSeq names its product activin receptor type-2A-like. The transcript has 5 exons. Lineage: Eukaryota; Metazoa; Arthropoda; Insecta; Lepidoptera; Pieridae. Gene Ontology annotation, molecular function: activin receptor activity; ATP binding; metal ion binding. The record is from RefSeq and is a predicted model, not a curated record. The coding region runs from base 316 to 1941 and encodes 541 amino acids. Gene Ontology annotation, cellular component: plasma membrane; activin receptor complex. Gene Ontology annotation, biological process: activin receptor signaling pathway; cellular response to growth factor stimulus; protein phosphorylation.
AUAAACGUCAAAAAAAGGGAAGCUUUGGCUUGUGACUUGAUUGCUUGUUUGUUAAAUUAUUUUUAAAAAACAAAUUGAAUCACAGUCAAUAACUUAAUUAAGAGCUACAGAUUCAAGUGUUUAAUAGUGCUAUUGUAAAUUGUGUGAACUUUUUGCCUCUUUAUGGCUGGGAUGUACGUUGCCUAGUUGACGAAUUGACAUGUACCCAUGUAAGAAUCCUAAAUAGACUUUUGAUGUCGGGGCCGUGUUUAAAAAUAACAUUGGAUUGUCGCGACGGGUCGGGCGGCGGUGAUCCUGUUUGCGCCACAAAACACAAUGGCUUCUAACAUUAUAUUUUGUAUAUCACUGAUAGUCUCAGGUAUCCAUGCAGUACCACCAAGUGAGGAAAACCUCCCACCUAGGCCUAAAGAAGGUGGUGUAACUACACGUUACUGUGAAUUCUAUAAUAACACUUUGCCAGAACCUUGCGAUAGGUCCAAAGAUGCCACAUGUGUGCCAACAAAUAUUGUGAAAGAGGAGUGUCAGCCCAUAGAGGCAGAUAAGAGCAAUCACUGCUUCACACUAUGGCAGUUUGAUAAUAUAACAAACACAGCAACAGUAAAAGUAAAAGGGUGUUUCCUUGAUACUGUAGCAUGCAACGAUCGAGCGUCAAACUGUCGCCUUCACAACAUGAAACUUCCUCUUCUCCACUGCUGUUGUGAAGGCGAUAUGUGCAAUGAGAACGCCACUUUCCCAGGACUUGAAGCUGGUAUGCCUCUACAAACCGAGAUUCCGCCCCAACGAGUGCCCGCCUCACCUCUGCCUACCGCGGAGGAUGACACGAAAGCAGUCAUAGCUUACACGUUGACACCGCUAUUUCUCCUAUUUGUUGUUCUUGUUGGUUGCUAUCUGUUAUAUAGAAGACGUAAAGGUGGGUCUUUUGAUGAGCUCGGAAAUGGCGAGGCGUCGUUAUCUCGUCCACCUUCAGCGAGCGCUGGGAUGGAGAACGAAGGCGUGAGCUUACUGGGACAAGUGACACUCUGUGAGGUUCGGGCUAGAGGCAGAUUUGGAGCUGUGUGGAGGGCGAAACUGGGCCAACGCGACGUCGCUGUCAAAGUCUUCCCCUUGCAAGACAAGCAAUCGUGGCUUGCGGAGCAGGAAAUAUACAGGCUGCCGCGAAUGGAUCAUCCAGAUAUAUUGCACUAUAUAGGAGUUGAUAAGAAGGGAGAUAAUUUGCAAGCGGAGUACUGGUUGAUCACUGAAUAUCAUGAAAGGGGCUCGCUAUGCGACUAUCUAAAAGCGCACACGCUUACCUGGUCGGAGGCGUGGCGUAUCGCGGCGUGCGUGGCCCGCGGGCUCGCGCACCUGCACGAGGAAGGCGGCGGGAAACCGGCCAUUGCGCAUCGCGACUUUAAAUCCAAAAAUGUGCUAUUGAAAGCGGAUUUAAGCGCUUGCAUCGCUGACUUCGGGCUGGCGCUUAUUUUCGUGUCGGGACACGGGUGUGGAGACGCCCACGGGCAGGUUGGCACGCGACGGUAUAUGGCGCCGGAAGUGCUGGAUGGGGCUAUUAACUUCACUAAGGACGCGUUCUUGAGAAUAGACAUGUAUGCGUGUGCGCUUGUGCUGUGGGAGAUUGCGUCAAGAUGCGAAGAGGGCGGCAUUGACCCAACAGCACAGUACCGCCUACCAUUAGAAGAAGAAGUAGGUUCGCAUCCGGGAUUAGAAGAGAUGCAAGAAACGGUAGUGCAAAGGAAAAUGAGACCACAUAUACCCCCGCAGUGGAGAGAUCACCCCGGUCUCUCCGUGCUCUGCGACACAAUGGAGGAGUGCUGGGACCACGACGCGGAAGCCCGGCUCUCGGCGUCGUGCGUCCUCGAGCGCAUCGCGGCCCAGCGGCCCACGACGCAUUUCACCGACACCACACCACUGCUGAUACACGAGCUGAACGAGCAGAACUGCUGACCGCUGCUCAACCUUGAGGAUCUGCCGCUGAUCACGCUCUGAUGGUGAGGUCGCGGUUGUUAAGGGGGAGGAGGAGUUAGGUGGAUGUCUUAGGUGUAGGUUUCGAAGUGUGUGCGGGUAGAGGUUCGGGACAAUGUUAU